Molecule: messenger RNA, 309 nt
Organism: Aspergillus ibericus CBS 121593
Lineage: Eukaryota; Fungi; Ascomycota; Eurotiomycetes; Eurotiales; Aspergillaceae
Exons: 1
Coding region: 1-309 (102 amino acids)
Source: RefSeq, a predicted model, not a curated record
AUGUUCACCUUCAAGAACAUCUUCAUGCUCUUUGCCCUGUUCGGUCUGUUCAUCCAGGCUGGACUGGCUACUCCCCUUGACGCCCCUACCGCAGUCGCCAACGUCGACAACACCGUUCCUGACAACGUUGCCACUGCUCCUGUCGACGCCUCCAACGAGGCUUUUGACGAGACUGUUGACGACGGUGUUGACGAUCUCGACGACAAUGACGUGUCCUCGCCUAUCACUGACUCUCUCGAGGAGGCCUUGAAGCCUGUAAGCAUCGCUCCUCCCUCCUCCUUUAUCAAAUUGUUCCAGAAAUCAUGCUAA